Rana temporaria (common frog) is the source of this 2318-nucleotide messenger RNA. RefSeq names its product embryonic protein UVS.2-like. Bases 70 to 1893 code for a protein of 607 amino acids. The record is from RefSeq and is a predicted model, not a curated record. Lineage: Eukaryota; Metazoa; Chordata; Amphibia; Anura; Ranidae. Gene Ontology annotation, molecular function: zinc ion binding; metalloendopeptidase activity. The transcript is spliced from 15 exons. Gene Ontology annotation, biological process: proteolysis.
AGAUGAGUGUCAAACCAAGCUUCAGAGAGAAGAUAUUUCACAUUACAGUGAAGGAGAAUUCUGAACAAGAUGAAUGAAAAAGUCUUCCUCCUGCUUCUGGGCUGUGUGACGGGGCUGGUGACCAGUCUACCUCUAUCUGCACAAAUACAGUACAAUCUACUUGGAGAGAACAAAGAUGUGCAGUGUGGAGGAUCCUUCUUUGACUCUCAAGGCAGCUUCACAUCUCCGGGAUACCCAGGGAACUACAGUCCAAACAUGAAUUGUAACUUCACCAUCACAGCUCCUGUUGGAAAUAAGAUUGCUCUGACCAUAAGUGACUUCCAUUUAGAGUCUUCCAGUUUCUGUAUGUACGACUAUCUAACACUCUUCAUGGAUGGUACAAAAAGGGGUCCAUUCUGCGGGGAUCGCACCAUCCCUGUGCUUUACUCCAAAGGCAACUCUAUGGUUCUCGUAUUCCACAGUGACCAGUCUACCCAGGCAAAGGGCUUCCAAGUCUCUUACACCUUCUCCCCAAAGAGUGAAGACACCGAAGUGCCACAAGGGAUCUUCAGCAAGAUUUUGAAAGCUAAUAAAGAUAGCAAAACACCCAUGUAUGGAGGCGAUGUGCUGGUACAGAAUGAGCGCAGUGCCAUGAACUGUCCUUCUUGCCUUUGGCCUAAAAGUGAUAGUGGUAGUGUUCUUGUUCCCUACACCAUAGAUUCCAGCUACAGUGCCAGUGACCUGAACAGUAUUGUGCUCGCCAUGGCCGAGUUUGAAACAUUGACUUGUGUGAGGUUUGUGCCUCUUACAACAGAAGAUGAUUACAUCAACAUCACUCCUGGUGAUGGCUGUUACUCAUAUCUUGGAAGAACUGGUGGAAGCCAGACAGUUUCAUUGGGUGGAGGCUGCAUCUACAGGGGGAUUAUACAACAUGAACUAGAACAUGCCCUGGGCUUCUACCAUGAGCAUGUAAGAAGUGACCGUGACAAUUAUGUUGACAUCAAUUUCCAGUAUAUCCCUAAAGGAAAAUUGGGUAAUUUUGCUAAAGCGGACACCAAUAACCUGGGCAGUCCAUAUGAUUACGGUUCAGUGAUGCAUUAUGAUGCCUAUGCAUUCACCAACACUUCAAACAAACCCACAAUCGUCCCCAAGCCUGACCCCAAUGUGCCUAUUGGGCAGACAAUUGGACUGAGCGUCUUGGAUGUCACUAAAAUUAACCGACUUUAUCAAUGCAGUGUCUGUGCGACUUUGCUUAAUAAUAAGACAGGAAUUUUGACUUCUGACAACUAUCCCUCUGCUUAUCCUAAUAAUGGUGACUGCGUUUGGUUGAUCAGAGUUCCAUCAGGGAAGGCUUCAUUGAAAUUCAGUACCUUUAAUAUCCAAUCCACUCCUAACUGUGACUCAGACUACAUGAGGAUCUAUGACGGUCCCUCUAAGAACUCUCCUGUGUUGUUGGAUAAAAUAUGCGGAAGUCAAACCAUCCCUCCAAUCAUCGCUUCCACAAGCCAGAUGCUGGUCCAGUUUGUCAGUGACGGGGCUGUUUCUGGGGUCGGCUUCCAAGCUUCAUAUAGCUCAGUGAAGUGUGGAGGAUCCUUCUUUAACUCUCAAGGCAGCUUCACAUCUCCAGGAUACCCAGGGAACUACAGUCCAAACAUGGAUUGUAACUUCACCAUCACAGCUCCUGUUGGAAAUAAGAUUGCUCUGACCAUAAGUGACUUCCAUUUAGAGUCUUCCAUUAUGUGUAUGUACGACUAUCUAACACUCUUCAUGGAUGGUACACAAAUGGGUCCAUUCUGUGGGGAUCGCACCAUCCCUGUGUAUUACUCCAAAGGCAACUCUAUGGUUCUCGUAUUCCACAGUGACAAGUCUACCCAGGCAAAGGGCUUCCAAGUCUCUUACACCUUCUUUCAAUAAAUGAGCAACUGAUGUCACAAAGAGAAAAUCUACCGGUUCUGGAAGGAAGGCGACAUCACUACAGGACACAAUGUGAAUUUGAUGGAACACGUAUAGAAAAGUUCACACAUUUGUAAACAUAUAUAUAAUGAUUAAAUGUACAUCGAAUCAUGCUAUUGUUUGCAAUUACAUUUAAAAAUACAAAAUAAUAUUUCUGAAUUGUUUUCCCAUUUGAUUGGUAUUUUGAUUGGCUUGGUUAGGAAUAGGGGAGCUAAUUUUGGCGUCCUCUGGUUUCAUGGUGGUUUACAUUUAUCCUAUAGUGAUAAUUCUUAUUUCUUUAUCUUUCCCUUUCCCUACUUAUUAUUUUGAGGGCGCGAUUGGAAUAUAUAUGACAGUCUGAUCUGAUGUUUUCCUUUCCUUUUUCAAAAUAAACUAUAUUAAAGAAU